This is a messenger RNA of Didymella exigua CBS 183.55, 2045 nucleotides long. Its product is annotated as FAS1 domain-containing protein. Gene Ontology annotation, cellular component: fungal-type vacuole membrane. The transcript is spliced from 3 exons. The record is from RefSeq and is a predicted model, not a curated record. Lineage: Eukaryota; Fungi; Ascomycota; Dothideomycetes; Pleosporales; Didymellaceae. Bases 376 to 1674 code for a protein of 432 amino acids. Gene Ontology annotation, biological process: macroautophagy.
GCGACGAUUGGACUACCGCGGUAGCACCUCUAGGCAAGGCUGUGCAGUUUCUCGGCAACACUAGGUUUCAGACUUCACGACGCAUCGAUUGACAACAAGUGUCGGUGGCCUAAAGACCAGAUCGUUCGGCUCUGCUAAGAUCCUGGAAUCGAACACUACUAAUGCCUCUUGUGUAGUCGUCAUAAUGGUCAGCACCGUAUCCUUCACCGGCGAAAAUUCGACGAGCUUGAGUUGAGUUCAUGUAUAAAGGCCAUAACAACCAUCCUCAUCUAUAGCAUCUCACUACAGCCUCGCAACAAACACUCCGUCAUCCUACCUUCCAGUAACAGCCAUUCUCGCUUUCGCUGCUGCGCCUUCGAGUACUCCAGCUUCAAAAUGCGUCCGUCACUUUGGUCUUCCAUCUUUAUGGCCGGCUCUUGCCUAGCCCAGAGCCACAUUGCUGCGUUCCUCAAGUCUCAGUCUGAUCUUAGCACACUGCUUGAGCUUGUUGGCCUCAUUGACGGCCUUGCGGACACUCUUGCAGCAUCUUCGAACAUCACGAUUUUCGCACCAACAAACCAAGCUUUUGCUAACGUGCCACGAAACAUUCCUGAAGGUGAGACCAUCGAAUUCAAGAACGAUAGUAUUGCCAUUGGAGCGCUCCUCGCGAAUCACGUCUUCAAGGGAGUCUUCCCAUCAAAUGUCAUCACCAACGUUCCCAUAUUCGCCCAGACAUUACUCGACAUUUCGUACAUCAAUGAUCGCCAGCCUUUCUCCAACUUCACUGGCGGUGCAUACAAUGGUCUCGUCAAGAACGGGAACGAUGUGUGUGUUUUCUCCGGCGAGCAGACUAUUUCAACUGUUACUCAAGCUGACAUCAAGCUCGGUGAAGGCAUCACAAUCCAUAAGAUCGACACAGUGCUCUCAUUCGGUGCUCCACUACAGCUGUUCACCUACCGAGCAGGCUACACAGCCCUGAACGCCGCGCUGGAACAAGCCAACUUGAACAUCGACUUCGGAUUGACCGGAGCAGACUUCGUAUCUCUCAACCUUUCAGACUACACCAUCUUCGUACCUACCAACGAUGCAUUCACUAACAUCGGCUCUGAACUCGAGUCUGCAGACGUGAAGACACUCCAAGAUGUCCUCGCUUACCACAUUAUACCCAACAACGUAAUAUUCUCGCCUUCUCUGGGCAAUAUCACCGUGCCGUCCCUUCAGGGUGCCAACAUCACAUUCACGGUCCUGCCUGAUGGUUCGGCAUACGUCAAUAACGCAAAGAUCGUCUUCCCUAACACAAUCCUCUACAGUGGUAUCGCACACGUUAUUGACAAUGUCCUCGCACCCGGAGAGUUCGACCGCGCUUCCCUCCAGCCUUCUGCCCCAGCAGCUUCGCGUGUCGGCUUCGCUGGCGCAUCUGCAGUCUCUCGCCUCCCUCUUUCAAGUGCCUCGCUUGCUUUCUUCGGUGACGUGAUAACUUACUCGACCACUCCCGAGUUACUCAAGACCGUUGCUGCUCUUGCUGCUCCAUCCACUGUUGUAGUCAGUACUUCUUCUGCUGCUUCCGGUGUGACCACAGCCACAAGGAGCACGUCUGCACCGGUUGCUGAGUUCACGGGUGCCGCUGGUGCGUUGUUGGCUCGAAAGGGUGCCGCGCUUGCUGGUGCGGUCGGUGCUGUGGCGAUGCUCAUCUAGAUGCGCUUCUGGGUAGAUGCAGGCGUGAUAUCGGGGGAUAUAUGAUAGGGACGCAGGUAAAGGUCUGGCAGGAGGAGGGAUAAUUCUGGGUGGAGGUCACGUCUCCAAUGAAUGGUGUGCCAUUAGUGUUCUUACUCUAUUGCAUCCAUCGUUCAGUGUCGUUACUGCCUCUGAUUAGUUUGAAUUACAUCAUUCCAUUCAUCGUGGUCGUUUCGGCACUCUCCUCACAUCUGGCAGGCAGGAGAUGGGCUCACAUCAGCUUUGUCCACACAUCAGCUAACUUUCAGAUCCAAGGCUGAGUACCAUGACGCUGCUACAGGCUUUUAGAGCCCCAGCUUUAUGGAUGCAGAUCCUGCUCUGAUACGUCUGUG